This is a messenger RNA of Brachypodium distachyon (stiff brome), 1637 nucleotides long. Its product is annotated as post-GPI attachment to proteins factor 3. Gene Ontology annotation, biological process: GPI anchor biosynthetic process. Gene Ontology annotation, molecular function: hydrolase activity, acting on ester bonds. The record is from RefSeq and is a predicted model, not a curated record. Gene Ontology annotation, cellular component: endoplasmic reticulum membrane. The transcript is spliced from 5 exons. The coding region runs from base 263 to 1309 and encodes 348 amino acids. NCBI's taxonomy places the organism in Eukaryota, Viridiplantae, Streptophyta, Magnoliopsida, Poales, Poaceae.
UAACCUCACGCGUCCGUGCGACUCCGACCUCCAGCACCUCGCGAGACCCGAAGUCUCUGGCUCUGUCUACUUCGCCAGCGCCGCCGAUAGCCAAAUCCAGUCCUCCCCCCUUCCACUCCUAGUUCUAGUCCCCCUCCCCUCAACUACCCUGGACUGGCGUGGAGUGAAGAUCCAUCUGCGCUCGAUCCCUUUGGCCUCUAACGAAUCCCUAGCUGGUUGAUGUGAGAGGUUUACGGACGGAACCCAGGGCUCGUACGCCGGGAUGGCCGGAAGCAGCCUCUGGCUGGUUCAGUUGGCCUCCCUUCUUGUCAUCGGAUUCGUGCUCGGCUCCGUCGAGGCCAGCUUGGGUGACACUGAUCUGCAGUACAGAACUUGUGUGGAGGAGUGUCAACGUACAUCGAGUAUUGGACGUAACAUCAUCAGCCACUGCCAGUUCCCUGAGAACAACAGCACAUCUGCUGAAAGUUCUUGGUACUCACAGGAGCCCCUUUACAUGCAAUGGAAGCAACUAAACUGUAUGACAGACUGCCGCUACUACUGCAUGGUGCAAAGAGAAGAGGAAAGGCAAUCACGUGGCCUCAGACCAGUUAAAUAUCAUGGAAAAUGGCCCUUCAUACGUGUUUCUGUCUUCCAGGAGCCCCUCUCAGCUGCACUGUCUGCUAUCAACUUAUUGAUGCACUUCACUGGUUGGCUUUCAUUCUUCCUGCAAGUGAAUUACAGAUUACCUCUUAGACCCCAGACUAAGAGGACAUACUACGAAUAUACUGGCUUGUGGCAUAUCUAUGCAAUAUUAUCAAUGAAUGCAUGGUUCUUUAGCUCUAUAUUCCAUACUAGGGAUAUCGACUUGACUGAGAAAUUGGAUUACUCUUCAGCUGUGGCUCUACUUGGAUACUCUUUAAUCCUCUCGUUGAUAAGAACUUUCAAUGUCAAGGAUGAGGCUACAAGGGUGAUGUUUGCUGCACCUAUUUUGGCAUUCGUUACAACACACAUCUUGUAUCUUAACUUCUAUGACCUUGACUACGGAUGGAACAUGAAAGUAUGUGUGGUGAUGGCUGUGGUUCAACUUCUUGCUUGGGCAAUCUGGGCAGGUGUAACCUGUCAUCCUUCACGAUUCAAGCUUUGGUUCGUUGUAUUUGUAGGAGCUCUGUCCAUGCUUCUUGAAGUCUAUGACUUUCCUCCAUAUAAGGGAUACGCUGAUGCACAUUCGCUGUGGCAUGCCUGCACUAUUCCUCUCACAUAUCUCUGGUGGAGCUUCAUUAAAGACGAUGCAGAAUUCCGUACCUCAACACUUAUUAAGAAGGCAAAGUAAGGCAGGACAGAUUGUUAACUUAGGUCUCGAGGACAUACUUGCUAUCAUGCGUCAGCAAAAGCUCGUUACGUUUGAGCUCGUCCCAUUAACCGAAACUGGUUGUUCAUCGUUCAGCCUCACUAUUUUGGUCUGUGAACUCGGCAUAUUGUUUCUGGCGUAUCUUUUGGUUUUGUCCUCCUGAUUUGUAUUUUAAUGACUUGAACAAUUGUUCUGUAAUAGAAAAGACAUCAUCUUUAUGUUAGAAUUAUGUCCCGGAGGCAACCACCAAGAUUAUUGUACUCUGUUAUGCUCAUGAUAUUAAUGGACAAUAUGUUAUCUUGUUCCUUGA